Pogona vitticeps (central bearded dragon) is the source of this 897-nucleotide messenger RNA. Lineage: Eukaryota; Metazoa; Chordata; Lepidosauria; Squamata; Agamidae. The record is from RefSeq and is a predicted model, not a curated record.
ACAGUAUAUUCCCCCUUCGUUCCUCGCAUCUCGAGACCGCAGAUGGCGAUUCGGAAUUGGAAAGAGGAGUACUCUUGGAAUAAGGCGCUCCCUCAAUUAGCGUCUUAUAGGGCGGUGUGGGCAAGGCGCGACUUUGUCCCUGGGAGGACUCUUGAGGUUGAAAGAGCAUUGAUCCGCGUCCUCUUAGGCGUGCACGCGCGCGCACACGCUCACAAAGCACCGCAUCAGCCAGCUCAACCCUUCAAAUUCACAAUUUCUGAAUCCUGUGAUCGGAUUAAGGAGGAGUUUCAGUUUUUACAGGCUCAGUACCACAGUUUAAAGCUAGAAUGUGAAAAACUAGCCAGUGAAAAGACAGAGAUGCAGCGGCAUUAUGUCAUGGUAAGCAAGCAGCAUAACGAAUUCAAAAUGUCUAUUUUGUUCGUGGGGUCCAGGAAUGGAGACAAGUGCUCCGAUUGCUGGAGUAUUACAGUAUAUUCCCCCUUCGUUCCUCGCAUCUCGAGACCGCAGAUGGCGAUUCGGAAUUGGAAAGAGGAGUACUCUUGGAAUAAGGCGCUCCCUCAAUUAGCGUCUUAUAGGGCGGUGUGGGCAAGGCGCGACUUUGUCCCUGGGAGGACUCUUGAGGUUGAAAGAGCAUUGAUCCGCGUCCUCUUAGGCGUGCACGCGCGCGCACACGCUCACAAAGCACCGCAUCAGCCAGCUCAACCCUUCAAAUUCACAAUUUCUGAAUCCUGUGAUCGGAUUAAGGAGGAGUUUCAGUUUUUACAGGCUCAGUACCACAGUUUAAAGCUAGAAUGUGAAAAACUAGCCAGUGAAAAGACAGAGAUGCAGCGGCAUUAUGUCAUGUAUUAUGAAAUGUCGUAUGGAUUGAAUAUAGAGAUGCCGAAACAGCCUGACUGA